CAAUCCAAAUCCAAAUCCCAAUCAAUUGAAAAUUCUCCUCCAAUCAUUUCAUUCUUUUACAUCCUUCCAGCAUUUCUUGCACAAUUACCUCACCCAGAUUCCUACUGUGAAAAGUGGAAGGGGUAUCCAACAAGGUGUUUUGCUUCACCUUUUUGAUUCACAACAUCCAAACCCACAUCACCAAGCACCAAUAAACAGUCAUAUAAACUGGGGAGGAUCAGGUAUUUUAAUUAAUAUCUAUCUACCCAUCCGAUCUAACCUGGUAUUUUCUCCCAGUUUUUUAUUCCCUACACGGAAAAGACGGCUUAUUCAGCUAUCAAGGUGCUCACCAUCGCUCAUCGAGGAAAGACUUUUGUACUUGUUAGUCGAUCAGGAUUUCAUAUUUUGAAACUUUGAUUGCUCCUCUUUAAAUCCACACCACACAAGACUUUUCCGUCACUUAAGCUUUUUUCUUCUUUUUUAUCCACGUUGUUGUGUCCGUCGAUCUUGGAUCUUGGAUCUUGGAUCUUAGCUAUCACAUCAUAUCAACCGGUGCUGAUAAUCUAUCAAGCCUCCUCUUUUCAAGUACAAUCACAACUCAACGCGACAAACCUCUCCCAUCGGUUUCUCUCAUCUUCAAUCAACAGGAUGACUGACUUCAAUCCCAAGAUGGUUGAUUUGGACACGGUUGAUCCAACAGCUGUUAUCUGCUAUCUCGAACUUGGUGAAAAUGAGUAUAAUGGAAAAUUGGGCGCGUAGGUUGAUUCCUUCCUUUCCGUCACUCUCUUCACCAAGUCCUAACAAAGUUCUUCAUAGUCGUAUCUCUGCUCUUUUCGUUAUCUUGAUUGUCUCAUCGGCUGCUACCUUCUUUCCCGUCGUUGCUGCGAGAGUCAGAUGGCUUAAGAUCAAUAUCUAUGUUUACCUCUUUGCUCGUUACUUUGGUGCUGGGGUUAUCAUCGCAACUGCAUUCAUUCAGUAAGUGCUUCUUCUUCUCAACUCCCCCUCUGCUAAAGUGAUUCUAACGUUUCUUUUAGUUUGCUCGACCCAGCUUAUGGUGAAAUUGGUCCAAACACUUGUGUUGGGAUGACUGGUCACUGGGCAGAUUACAGCUGGCCACCCGCUCUUGUUUUACUUUCCGUUAUGUCAAUCUUCAUGAUGGACUUCGCUGCUGAGCAAUAUGUUGAGCGCAAAUAUGGUUUCGCACAUGGUCCAGCCAUUGAGGAUGUUGUCACCGACCAAUCUGCUCAUCACAACACUCUCACUCACAACCAACUUCACUCCGGUGAUCAAGAUCAGAACCUCUUCAACAGCAUCGCACAAGCUCAAGAAUCGAAGGACUGCCCAGCAUCCAACUCCUCCUCUAACGAGAAGGAUGUCGAGAAAGUUACCAUCUCCUCCGAAAUGUCUGAAGAACGUUCUUUCCGUCAACAGAUCUCUGCUUUCUUAAUCCUUGAGUUUGGUGUCAUCUUUCACUCCGUCAUCAUCGGUCUUAACCUUGGUACUGCUGGCGAUGAAUUUACCACUCUCUAUCCCGUCCUCGUCUUCCAUCAAUCAUUCGAAGGUCUCGGUAUCGGUGCUCGUAUGUCUGCUAUUCCGUUCCCAAAACGUUUCUCUUGGCUUCCAUGGUUACUUUGCACUGGGUAUGGUCUUACCACCCCAAUCGCUAUUGCCGUUGGUCUUGGCCUUCGCACAACUUACAACUCCGGUUCAUUCACUGCUAGUGUUAUCUCCGGUGUUCUAGACUCUAUCUCUGCCGGUAUUUUGAUUUAUACUGGUUUGGUCGAGUUAUUAGCUCGUGAUUUCUUGUUCAACCCAGAUUUGACUCAUGAUAAGAAGAGACUUACAUUUAUGAUCUGUUGUGUCUUACUCGGAACAGCCGUUAUGGCUCUUCUUGGUAAAUGGGCUUAAUCACUUUGAUCUUUUAAUGGUUUUUCUGAUGGACAUGGUUUCUUAUACUGGUGAUGGAUAGUUUAUCUAGAUGAUGGUUUUCAUAUACCCAAAUGAUUUUUUUUUCGUAUACCCCUUGGGGUAUUAAUUGAUGGAAUAUCAAUGGAGUUGCAAAUGCGCAAUUGACUUGGGUGGAAUAAUUGAUUCGAUGGAGAUGAUGGAGAUGUUUUUUAGAUGAGGUUUACAUAAUCUCGCUGAACUUGCAUAUUCCUGCUUUCUUCUUUCUUCCUUUCUCUAAUGGACUUUGCCUGUUUCCCUUUUACUUUUACCUUAGUUCGGCAUUCGUUUGAUGAUUUCAUGAUUCCAUGAUCGAUGAUUCAUUAAAUGAUUUGAAUGAAUGAACUUUUAGAUAAUAGAGCUUAUAUUUUUGCUUGGAUUGUAGUUUUGAUGCUGUAUUGUGAUGCGUGAAGAUGUGAUAUGAUGGGUUAGAA
Sclerotinia trifoliorum is the source of this 2357-nucleotide messenger RNA. Lineage: Eukaryota; Fungi; Ascomycota; Leotiomycetes; Helotiales; Sclerotiniaceae. The record is from the annotation of a GenBank genome assembly.